This is a messenger RNA of Paramisgurnus dabryanus, 1109 nucleotides long. RefSeq names its product HMG domain-containing protein 3-like. The record is from RefSeq and is a predicted model, not a curated record. Lineage: Eukaryota; Metazoa; Chordata; Actinopteri; Cypriniformes; Cobitidae.
GUAUGAAGAGGAGUGUGCAGUACAUUUUUAAAGAAAAAAAAUUCCAGAAACCCUGCCAAAAGAAAUGACAUCACCAAGAAUGAAAAUGGAAUACCCAAAACAGUUCUUUCCUCUUGAGAAAACAUGCCAGUUAUGCAUUGGACAUCCUGCACUUGCAGAGGCAGUACUAGUGACUAAAAAGGCUAGGAUUGUCAGCAUGAUGGGCUUGAUAGACAAUAUUUCAACAUACCACAGUAUAUGUCCACAGUGCAACAUGGAGUAUAGGUAUCAGGAGUGGAAAGAAGGUCUUCACAACUUUGACAACCACAUUUUUCUCACCCUUGAAUUUUGUGUGUUCCUCAGAGAAAAUGUUACAAACCAUGUGUCUGUAUCAAGAGUUGUGGAUUCAUUGGAGGGGUUAAGAGGAGAGAAGUACCCAUCCAGGAAUAUCAUUUUCCAUGCCUAUUGCCACUUUGAGGCUUUGACUGACACUGAGUAUACUUACUCCUGUGUCAAUUGUGGUUUUUACCCACCUGUGGUAGUCAUGGACUUACACAGAAAAGGGGUUUUUAAGCUGGCAGUCAGUGAUCUCAAGGCACCUCCUGAUGACUACAACGGUGAACAUGACAUUGACAGUUAUUGGAAUUCUGUUCAUCUUGCAAUGAUAAGUCAAGGUUUUUUCCAAAGCAGUGCAAACAACCCUUUCACUGUCAGCCCAAGCUAUGAACACUGGGCACCCUGGAUUGGGAGUGAAACGCGAAGUGGCACUGUUCUUAACACUGAGUUCAAAAAAGUGCCAACAUGCUCUUCUUCAACUGAAGCACAGCUGAGCAGUGUUACUGAGGACCAUCUGAUUGAUGAGCUGGCAAAACAAAAGGUUGGAGUUGUGAGAAAAUUGUGCAAAGCCUGCAACAUCGACACCAAGGGCUCCCGCCUUGAUCUCAUAACAAGAUUAAAGGAGAACAUGAAGAGCAGGCAAACUUACGACAAGGUCUUUCAAAGCAUAUGGGGUGCAUCUGGUGGAUGGUCUGUAAUACUUUGCCCACAUGGCAUUGCAUACAGCAUCAAAUUUAACCUGCGUGCAGAAAGUCCCAGGGACUUUGCUGACCUUCUGCUUUCCUGAAAGCACU